AUGCCUGCGAUACAAGCCCGAGCACCGGGCUUUUCGGAUUAUGUCGGCAGAAUCCCAGCAACAACCUGUAAAUGCUUAGAACAGAAAGCCAGGAAAGACGAAAAGGCAGUCGUCAAGGAGGAGCCGGCAAAGAAGGUGCCACUGUUACAGUUGGUGAAAGACGAAAAAGCAGUCGUCAAGGAGGAGCCGGCAAAGAAGGUGCCACUGUUACAGUUGUGGCGUUAUGCAACAUGGAGUGAAUUGGCAUUAUUGUUUGUUGGGAUCUUUGUUUCACUUGUAACUGGAGCUGGUUUACCGUUGAUGUCCAUCAUACAAGGACAAGUCACUCAAGCUUUCGUCAAAGAGGAAAUGUACAAGACACACACGCUUCCAGGACCAAUGCAUUACAAUGAUACGGACUUCACAAACGAUGUCAUGAAUGCCGUCUACGGUUAUACUGGGAUGGCCGUUGGAAUGUUUAUUGCUGCAAAUGUGCAGGUGACGUGUUUUUUGAUUGUUUGCGAGCAGAUGAGCAAUCGAAUUCGACGGAAAUUUGUGAAAGCCAUUUUACAUCAAGAUAUUUCGUGGUUCGACAAAAAUAACAGUGGAACACUGGCCACUAAACUAUUCGACAAUAUUGAACGCGUCAAGGAAGGGACUGGUGACAAAAUCGGGCUCAUCUUUCAGUACACUAGUCAAUUUGUAACAGGUUUUGUCAUCGCAUUUACACAUAGCUGGAAGUUAACAUUAGUCAUGUUGGCGGUGACGCCUCUUCAGGCAUUCUGUGGAUUCGCAAUUUCUAAGGCGAGUGUUCUAUCCAUUUGUUUCUUUAUUUAUUUACAUGCUCAUGUAAUUGAUGAAAAAUCAAUGUCGACCUUCACCAUAGCUGAGGCUAUUAAAUAUGCCAAAGCUGGAAGAAUGGUCGAACAAACUGUGUCAUCAAUUCGUACAGUGUGCUCUCUCAAUGGUCUUCGCUACGAAAUUGAAAGGUACAAGGUAGCUCUACUCGAAGCACGUCGUGCUGGCAUUCUGAAGAGUUUGUUCGUUGGCCUAUCCUUUGCAUUGAUGGGUCUGACCAAUUUCUCCUCAUUCGCUUUGGCAUUCUACAUUGGAAUCACAUGGACGGUUGAUGGACAAUUGGAGUUGAAGGAUCUAAUGACAACAUUCUUCUCUGUAAUGAUGGGCUCGUUGGCCCUGGGUCAAGCUGGACCACAGUUUGCCGUCCUUGGAGCUGCCCAAGGAGCUGCUGCCAGUAUCUAUGAAGUCUUAGACAGGGAACCUGAAAUCGAUUCUACUAGCCCAGAAGGUCGACGAGACGUUGAUAUCAAAGGGAAUAUUGUGGUGAAGAAUGUUGUCUUCAAUUAUCCCUCCAGACCCGAUGUACCAGUCCUGAAAAACCUUUCACUGACCGUGAACGCUGGUGAAACGGUAGCUCUAGUAGGAUCGAGCGGUUGUGGUAAAAGUACCAUAGUCAGUCUACUACUCCGUUACUACAACGUACUUGAAGGAGAGAUCAUAAUCGAUGGUGUUCCGAUUUCCGACAUCAACAUCCAAUAUUUACGUAAUCGAAUUGCUGUUGUUUCACAAGAACCUAUUCUGUUCAAUUGUACCAUCGAGGAAAAUAUUCGGAUGGGCCGUUCGGAUCUCACCUACCAGCAAGUUGUAGAUGCUUGUCGAAUGGCAAACGCCGAAACAUUCAUAAAUGGCCUACCUCAGGGCCUCCAGACUAAUGUUGGUGAUCGUGGAACCCAACUAUCAGGAGGACAGAAGCAACGAAUAGCGAUUGCACGAGCGCUCGUCCGUGAUCCCAAGAUUCUCCUACUUGACGAGGCAACAAGCGCCUUGGAUGCCGAAAGCGAAGCGGUUGUACAACGGGCUCUGGAAAAGGCAUCAAUCGGUCGCACAACGAUUAUCAUCGCUCACCGACUAUCGACAAUUAAGAACGCUCAUAAGAUCAUUGCAAUCAAAGUUGGUUUGAAACUUUUAGGCUUCCCAUCCCUCAAAAGCAUCCCUUCUAACGUUUGA
Messenger RNA from Haemonchus placei, 2004 nucleotides. NCBI's taxonomy places the organism in Eukaryota, Metazoa, Nematoda, Chromadorea, Rhabditida, Trichostrongylidae. The record is from the annotation of a GenBank genome assembly.